AUUCUGCUCCAGCCUAUCACGAGCCCGUCCUCCCCCAAUUAAGGUGCCACCAACCUCCUGUGAUAUGUAUGAUGAUGUGGCUGUGAUGUUAACCACUUUAGAGACUUGUGAUGUCUGUUCUAAACCUUUACUGAUGUAAGGUUUGUGAUAGCAGCCACCAUUUUCCCCCCUAAUAGCACCACCAAAUUAACACUAAUUAUGGCUUUUACAACACAGUCUCUACUGAUAUAAUUUUUCACUCUUAUGAAGUUGGACCCGCAUACUGUGUAAACUGGAACCCCUUUGAAUUUAUUGAGCAUAUUGUACUUUUAUCUAUUGAUGAAUGUGUUUUAGGACAGACAAAUUUCACAGUGAGAUUUUUAUUCAACAUUACUACAAAGAUGAUUGUAUUUUGAAUGUUACAUUUCAGGGACCAUAGACUCCAUAUGUUGUCUAUAUCGUUGGAUGUGUACUUGGUCAACUAGAAGUAGAACUAGAAGCCCUCCUAACAUUGCCUUUUAUGUUCUGUUAAAUGUUUUUGUUUCUGCAAGAUGAUAUACUGCCAGGAGAGGGGGGAAUUUAAAAAAAACAAUUGAACAAAUGUUCUGUAUACAUUUUGGCUUAAGUUCACUCACUCUCACUGCACUGACUGGCGUGCAUUUCUCCCCCGAAAGACUUCAUUACCCAUAGUACAUUGCUUUGUAGCGGCAAAUGUACUUGAUCCAACAUGUCAGCACCCGUUGGAAAGAUGGUUGAAGACUCAAGCAGUGAAGAUGAAGAUCUGGAAAAGUUUAAGGAAGCAGCUUGGAGUUUUGGCACAUAUGGAAUUAAUGGUACACACAAUACCAACACGGCAGAUGGGGAAAGCAAUGGGAAGUUAUCCCGUCGUGUGGCUGUAUCUAAACAUGAACAUGAUGGGAACGAGCUUCAGACGACUCCGGAGUUCCGUGCGCACGUUGCAAAGAAAUUAGGUGCUAUACUUGACAGUUGCAUUUCAGUGAUAUCUGCAGAAACAACAAAACCCUGCACACAGUCAACCAAAUGUGAAGAUGAAGGUUUCCGGCUGUUCACCACAUCUGUCCCAGGAGAGUUUACCAUUGAUCCCCCUCCUCCUCCUGUAAGGCGCCGGCCCGUCCCCAGCUCAAGUGACAGUGACAGUGAGCUGGAGAUGAGACUGAGAGAGGCGGCAGUGUCAGUUACAGACCUCCUAUCAUCUGCUCUCCCCAUCGCAGUUACACCUUCCCUGCCAGAGUCCCUCAGCUCAGAUAAAUUGAAGAAGAAGAAGAAGAAAUACAAGGUUCAGGAAGAAGAGGACAGUAAUAACAGCCCUGUCCCAGAGAAAAAUAAGAAAAGGACAGCUCCCCGCGAGGUCGAGAACUGUGGAGAAGCCUCACCUUAUGCUAAAACGGAGGAGGACCAAAAAAGCCCCGAGGAGGAUAGUCUACCGCUGAAGGUCAAGAAGAAGAAAAAUAAACAAAAAGGCACAGAUGAAAGGGUGGAAGAGGAAGUAGAAAAGCACUGAGAGACUUCUGGACUCACUUGUUGUGAUUUGGGAUAUUGGCAGUUCCAUACUUGUAAGAACUGUUAACCUGUUGUAGCUUGGUGUUCUUAGCAUUCAUUAUAACAUGGUCAGGUCAUACACUGUUAUUUUCUUUAAAUAAUCACUGCAAUGUUGUACUACUUUACUUGUUCUUUUCUGGAAUGGAAUACGUUCUUUCAGAAAUGUGGAAUAGUGUAAGUCUCACCAGAUAUUUUAUGACAUUUUUUCUCUGCCCAAAACACAAUCAGUGCUAUGCCUUGUUUUGUAAAGGAAGCAGUUUACACUGAUGUCAAGAAUUCUGAGAGCAUUUUUAUUAAAACACUUUUCUAUUGA
Molecule: messenger RNA, 1852 nt
Organism: Salvelinus namaycush (lake trout)
Lineage: Eukaryota; Metazoa; Chordata; Actinopteri; Salmoniformes; Salmonidae
Product: protein CUSTOS-like
Exons: 6
Coding region: 707-1501 (264 amino acids)
Biological process (GO): negative regulation of Wnt signaling pathway; Wnt signaling pathway; Spemann organizer formation
Source: RefSeq, a predicted model, not a curated record